CGGGGUUGCUCUUCUUUGUUGUGAUCAGGCAACCAGCUCGGAUUUAUGAAAAUAAACAAACUGAACUACCUACUCUGUCCUUGUUAUUUUUCCCAGCGCCCUUUCUAAAAGAUUUCCCCUUCUCUUCCAACAUAAUCCUUAGCAAACAUGCAUAAUCAUAUACUGUCUCUCUCACUCCCCAAAGCUGAAGCCGCACAAUGCAACAGAAACCUCAUGCAAGAGUUCCAGGCGGCGCUCGAAAAAGACCCAACAGUGGAUCUGAUCUCUAUUAUUCCCGAUUCAUAUUAUCGCGAACACUAUAAUGCGCAAUGUCAAGAGCUAUCUUAUGCAGCUCAGAUCAAUCUCCGCACAAUAAAUGAGCUUUAUCAGGAACUGGAGAUUGAACCGGAAGCCAAUCUGCUAUCUUUAUUCCCGAAGAACUAUAACCGCAGGAUUCAAAUGGCGACUGGAUCCAGAACGGCGCCUUCGUUGGAAAAGAGCGAGAUACAAGGUCCUCCUGAGUUCCGCACACGUCUUGAUCUCGCUGAUACUGCUACUGUUGUGUUUCCGUUAUCUGAGAAGACUACGACUUUGCUUACGCGAUAUUCAGAAAGGUCAGGCUCUGCGUUUGAUACCACAGGGGAAUCACUUGCUGUAUCUCUGAAAAAACUUCUGUGGGAUUCUCCUGUCCUCUGGGAGAGCCAUGUCAGGGGUGUCGUGGUUAAAUGCAGCGAGGACAUCGUUGCCAAAGUUAUUACGGGACACAGAGAUUACACAGAAUACACUAGCAUGCAAUACCUCGAAGAAAAGGUGCCUGAUAUCCCAGCGCCAAGGCCCCACGGGCUGAUCGCAUUAGGACCCUUUCGCGUCAUAUUCAUGUCGUAUAUUCCAGAAAUCACAUUAGCCACAGUAUGGGAUGGACUAUCUCCCCAGGAAAAGCGCUCGAUACAAGAUCAACUGGAUGAUAUCUUCGUCCGAUUGAGAAAUCUUCGACAGGACGACGGCAAUGAACUCGGUGGUGUGUGUGGAGAAGGCGUGAAGGAACAUAAUGUCGAUGAAACUGCCCUGUGGAAAAAUAUCACUCAGGCUAAAGAGUACAAUGACUUGCAGUUUACGGCCCGUCAUCAUGGCAGCAAUACAUAUGUCAAGUUGUUACGUUCAUUCCUGGACACGACGGCUAUGCGGGGAUCGGUAUUCACACAUGGUGAUAUUAGGAAGGAAAAUAUCAUGGCGAAACGAGAUUCAGGUAGUCGUGAUUCAUAUGUUGUUACGGGAAUCAUUGAUUGGGAGGAUAGUGGUUUUUAUCCUGAGUACUAUGAGUGUACUACAUUGACGGGCAAUCUUAGUCUGGUGGAAGAGGAUGAUUGGUACUUGUAUCUUCCGAGGAGUAUUGCCCCGUCUCGAUUUCCUAUUAAUUGGUUGGUCGAUCGGCUUUGGAAGAUUCAUCUUAGGACUACGUAGAUGGGAAUGAGCAUGGAGAAAUGGUUUGGUUUGGGGACUAAUACAGUAUGCCAUGAUGAAUUCUAAGAAUAACACUACGGAACAACAUGAAGUAGCCAUAACUCGUAUCCUCU
Molecule: messenger RNA, 1553 nt
Organism: Paecilomyces variotii
Lineage: Eukaryota; Fungi; Ascomycota; Eurotiomycetes; Eurotiales; Thermoascaceae
Exons: 1
Coding region: 148-1440 (430 amino acids)
Source: RefSeq, a predicted model, not a curated record